AUGACUGGGGCAAGUGCUGGGGCGACGGAAGCUUUUGUCGUCGUGCCUUUUGAGCUGGUAAAAAUCCGUCUCCAGAAUCAGUCAUCAGUCAAGCAAUAUAGAGGUGUUCUUGACUGUACCAUUCAAGUUGGUCGAGAAUCUGGGCUUUUUGGGCUUUACCGAGGCUUUAAGAGGACCGUCUGGCGGCACAUUGUUUGGGAUGCUGGUUAUUUCGGUUGCAUCUUCAAAGUAGGGUCGCUUCUUCCGCAGGUGACAACAAAAGAGAGUGAACUCUUGAAUCAGUUCAUUGCUGGCUCAGUAGGAGGAACAUUCGGAGCCGCUUUGAAUACUCCGUUGGAUGUCGUAAAGAGCCGCAUCAAGAUUCCAGGCCUUGUAUAA
Messenger RNA from Penicillium taxi, 378 nucleotides. RefSeq names its product mitochondrial carrier domain-containing protein. The coding region runs from base 1 to 378 and encodes 125 amino acids. Lineage: Eukaryota; Fungi; Ascomycota; Eurotiomycetes; Eurotiales; Aspergillaceae. The record is from RefSeq and is a predicted model, not a curated record. Gene Ontology annotation, biological process: transmembrane transport. The transcript has a single exon.